Molecule: messenger RNA, 2087 nt
Organism: Dicentrarchus labrax (European seabass)
Lineage: Eukaryota; Metazoa; Chordata; Actinopteri; Moronidae
Product: LIM/homeobox protein Lhx8-like
Exons: 8
Coding region: 256-1290 (344 amino acids)
Biological process (GO): forebrain neuron development; neuron differentiation; regulation of transcription by RNA polymerase II
Cellular component (GO): nucleus
Molecular function (GO): DNA-binding transcription factor activity, RNA polymerase II-specific; RNA polymerase II transcription regulatory region sequence-specific DNA binding
Source: RefSeq, a predicted model, not a curated record
AUUAUUCUGGCUGGAAGUACCGGUUAAAACUUCUACAACAAAGUGAAUACGUGGACCGCAGCACUGAGCCCGGGCCGACACACCACCGCACAUAAAUAACAUAACGGCACAAACAUGCCUAUGAGCGAACAUUUGGUUUUGGGGUAACCUUUAUUAGUGAGUGGGGUAAUGACGGCGGUUGUCAUGGAGAUGUGAACGGGACAUUAGCCCUGCGGGUCGUCUUUGUGUCUCCCGCAUCAGUCUGUCGCUGACACCAUGUCGGAGGGAGAAAGGCGGCCGACGGAGGCGGUUUUCACUCAGCUACAACAGGAAAAUAUUUUUAUCGACACAGGUUCCUCUGGGCCUGAUGAUAUUUUCGAGGACGACUGCUACUCCCCGUCCUCCCUCUCCUCGUCCUCGUCCUCCUCCGUCCCCACUGUGGCCUCCCUGCAGGGCAAAUCCCUGUGCACCUCCUGCGGCCUGGAGAUAGUGGACCGAUACCUGCUCAAGGUGAACAACUUGUGCUGGCAUGUGCGCUGCCUCUCGUGCAGUGUGUGUAACACAUCACUAGGCCGGCACGUGAGCUGCUACAUUAAGGAUAAACAAGUGUUCUGCAAACUCGACUACUUCAGGAGAUAUGGGACCCGCUGUGCUCGCUGUGGCCGUAACAUCCAUUCCAGUGACUGGGUGCGCCGGGCCCGAGGCAGCACCUUCCACCUGGCCUGUUUCUCCUGCACCUCCUGUAAGCGCCAGCUGUCCACUGGGGAGGAAUGUGGACUCCUAGAGAACAGGGUCUUCUGCCGGCCACACUAUGACAUCAUGAUGGAGAAUAUCAAGCGUGCUAAGGAAAAUGAGGAACCAAAAGUGGAGGAAGAGGUGGGAGACAAAGAUGAAUCCAGCACCAUGCCCAGACCUGCUAAGAGGGCCAGGACCAGCUUCACUGUUGACCAACUACAGGUGAUGCAGACUCAGUUUGCUAAAGAUAAUAACCCAGACGCUCAGACCCUGCAGAAACUGGCAGAGAGGACUGGUCUCAGCCGCAGGGUUAUUCAGGUUUGGUUUCAGAACUGUCGAGCUCGUCAAAAGAAAUACAUCAGCCCAAAUCCUGCUUCCUCAGCCAUGAUGACAUCACUUGCUUCUGGUCAGCUGACACCACCUUUGAUGGAGGAUCUGCAAUACACAACCUAUAUUUCCCCAGACGCACCCCUCCUCACUACACUGACUUAUAUGGAUGUCCAAACUCCAGACCCACUUUUGCUGCAGCCGCUCAUUUCACAUUCAAUGACACAACUGCCAGUCAGCCAUGCCUGAUCUACAGCCCGCCUCCCGAAAAACAGAAGACAAUGAUAAAUGGGAAGUUAGGGAGUAACUCAUUAACGCUUUAAUGAAAAGAAACCUGUGAUGAUUGGUUGACUUCAAUUCAGAAAAUGUCUUGCAAAAUGAAGUGAAGGCACUUGUCGAAUCAACUUGUUGAAUCAGUAACUUAAUUUCAUUCAAUCAGAGAUUCCCAGAUGAGAAUGUCAAGUAAAAUAUGGGUAUAUGUGAGAUGAAACUUUUGUUAAUAUGUAUGUGUUAUGAAUUUCUUUGCAUUUAAUUUAUUUGAGAAUAUGAUGAGACAAGGCACUUUGUUGGAAAAUGAUGAAAGCAUAAGCGUAUAGAUUUGGUUUUCAGUUAGAUUUUAGAGUUUAUUUAAGGAUGUGUUUGAGGAUAAUAGAGAUGUCAGUUUGGGCACUUCAAAAGAAAUAAUAACAUGAUUUAGCUUCUGUAAAGACUACUUUAGAAAAUUCAGGAUUCAGGACCGUAAAUGAAUUCUCUGUUCAUUGCAGUGUUAUACAAACACCUAAUUUGGACUGUUCUCCACCUGCCGUGCCCAACCCUGUUGUUCUCAAAACAUCCACAUGUUUAAUUUUGGAUAAAAGACUUAAGAUGCUUUUCAGUAGGGCACAUGUUAAGCACAGACAAAAAGCAAUACAAUGAGUAAAUGUUUCCUUAGAUUGUGAAUGUUAGAUGACCGUUGAAGCCAUGUAUGAACUGAACACUGGGAAUAGAUGGACUUUCACAUUAGAUGUUAAAGAUACUGGAAAUUAAAGUUCAUGGCUGCACUACAA